Rotaria sordida is the source of this 2697-nucleotide messenger RNA. Lineage: Eukaryota; Metazoa; Rotifera; Eurotatoria; Philodinida; Philodinidae. The record is from the annotation of a GenBank genome assembly.
AUGGCACAUUUCUCCGCCAUGAAAUGGAUUGUAAUACUACUCUUCAUAUGGUCCACAUCUGCACAACAGUGUGAUCAACCUGUGACAGCGGCACGAUUCGAUUGUUAUCCUGAGCCUUUUGUAUCACAAGAAAAAUGUCUGGCUCGUAAUUGUUGUUGGAAACCGACGAAUCAGUUUCCCAAAAAUCGCUCGAAGAAUUCUCUUGAAAUAGACGUACCUUGGUGUUAUUAUCCACGUGAUUUUCCAACCUAUCAAAUAAAGACUAAUGAAUCAACUGCUUUUGGUCAACGACUAACAAUUGUUAAACAACAAUCGACCUAUAUGCCGAAUGAAAUUUUAAAUUUAACAGUUGAUCUUAUCUACGAAACAGCACAACGAUUUCGUUUACGAAUAUAUGAUUCAACGAAGAAACGUUACGAAGUACCACUUGAAGUGCCUGUCAUUGAAAAAAAAGUUAAUAUCACCGAUUACGAAGUUUCACUUAGUCAAGAACCAUUUGCUAUUCUUGUCAAACGAAAAUCAACUGGUAUGACAAUAUUUGAUACUAGUGUAGCACCACUUAUCUAUGCUGAUCAAUUCAUCAAAUUUUCAAGCUAUCUUUCCAGCCCAUUUCUCUAUGGUCUUGGUGAACAUCAGCAAUCGUUGUUGAUCGAUGUCACAAAUCAAUGGAACAAGCUAACAUUUUGGACUCGUGAUACUCCUCCAGCUCAGCAUGUCAAUCUGUAUGGUGUUCAUCCAUUUUACAUCAAUGUAGAAAUGAAAACCAAUAUGUUGACUAAUUUUCAUGGACAAUUUUUUCUCAAUUCGAAUGCAAUGGAUAUUGAUCUUCAACCAUUACCUGCUAUUAGUUAUACAACAAUUGGAGGUAUUAUUGAUUUGUAUUUAUUUACUGGACCUACAGCACAAGAUGUUAUUCAACAAUAUUGGGAUGUGAUCGGAAAACCUACAAUGCCACCCUACUGGUCUCUUGGUUUUCAUCUGUGUCGUUAUGGGUACAAUAAUAUCAACAAUUUACGAGCCGUCAUUCAACGAAUGCAUGAUGCUGAAUUUCCAUAUGAUGUUCAAUGGACAGAUAUUGAUGCAAUGUCCUCUAAUCUUGAUUUUACUUAUGAUCAAACAAAUUUCAAUGGUCUACCAGAUCUUGUUCAUUCUUUACAAUCUGAAGGUAAACAUUAUGUCAAUAUCAUCGAUUGUGGUAUCAGUUCAACACAAUCAUCUGGAACCUAUCCACCAUAUGAUGAUGGUUUGAAAAGAGGAAUUUUCAUCACCAAAUUCAAUUCAACUGAACCAAUUAUCGGACAGGUUUGGCCAGGAUUAACAGUCUUUCCAGAUUUUACAAAUGCGAGUACUGUUGAAUGGUGGACGAACAUUGCUACUACAUUUCAUGAUACAAUUCCGUUCGAUGGCAUUUGGAUUGAUAUGAAUGAACCAUCAAAUUUGAUUGAUGGUUCUCAUGAUGGUUGUACAAAUAAUUCAUUAGACAGACCUCCAUUUGUUCCACAUGUACUUGGCGAUUCACUCAGUGCAAAAACAUUGUGUCCAUCUGCACAACAUGCACUUUCUUCUCAUUAUAAUUUACAUAAUAUGUACGGCUAUUUCGAAGCAAAAGCAACGAAUCUUGCACUAAAAACAAUUCGUCACAAACGACCUUUUGUUUUGUCUCGUUCGUCUUUUGCCGGCUCGGGUCAAUAUACCGCUCAUUGGACGGGUGAUAAUGGCGCGACGUAUGAAGAUAUGUACUUUUCAAUUUCGGAUAUUCUCAGUUUUAAUAUGUUUGGAAUGCCCAAUGUCGGUGCUGAUAUUUGUGGCUUUCGAGAUGAUACAAAUGAAGAAUUGUGCACACGAUGGAUGCAAUUGGGUGCAUUCUAUCCUUUCAUGAGAAAUCAUAAUGGUGCUCAGAAGGAUCAAGAUCCAGCUGUAUUCUCUUGGACAUCUCAACAGAUCAUGAAACAAGCAUUGAUAAUGCGAUAUUCGCUGGCUCCAUUCUGGUAUACUCUUCAUUAUCGAGCAGCGAUAGCAUCAGAAACUCUAGUGCAACCACUUCAUUUCGAAUUUUCCAAUGAUAACAAAACACUAGGUAUUGAUCGACAAUUUCUCAUUGGUCGUGCCAUUCUCGUCUCACCAAAUCUUGUUUCAAUAAAUAAUACAACUAUGGUGCAUGCUUAUAUUCCAGAAGACGUUUGGUAUGAGUUUCCAUCGGGUGUCAAAGUGAAAGUUGUCGGUGUAUUUGUUGAUCUUGAUACUCCUUUAGAAAAGAUUAAUAUUCAUGUCCGAGGUGGUUUUAUUAUUCCUAUGCAAAUACCCGGAACUAAUUUGAUGAUCGGCCGUGGAAAUCCAUUUACUUUACUUGUCGCUCAAUCAGCAUUAGGAAAUGCAACUGGAAAUCUGUUUUGGGACGAUGGUGACUCUAUUGAUUCGAUCGAAACAAAAUCCUACAAUUACUUCGAAUUUUUACUUAUUUCAAAUAAAUUGACUAUCAAUGCAAUCGUAGCAAAUUACAAAGAUUCACCGAUGCGUUUAGAACUUGUUCGUGUUCUCGGUGUUAGCAAACCGGUGACGAGUGUGACUGUCAAUGAAAAGGAUCACAAGGGAUUUUUCUACAAUAUUCCUGAUCAAGAUACAAAUAGAAAAAAUACAUGUACAUCAUUUCGAAAAACUCAAAGUACUCUUUCAUUCAUUCUUGGUUAUUCAAUUUGA